This is a messenger RNA of Helianthus annuus (common sunflower), 648 nucleotides long. RefSeq lists its product as uncharacterized. The transcript has a single exon. Bases 1 to 648 code for a protein of 215 amino acids. The record is from RefSeq and is a predicted model, not a curated record. Lineage: Eukaryota; Viridiplantae; Streptophyta; Magnoliopsida; Asterales; Asteraceae.
AUGCUAAAAUACUCCAAGUUCAUGAGAGAUUUUCUCACUCACAAAAAGAAGAUUGAAUCCAUCCAACAAGUCAACUUGAGUGAAGAAUGCUCGGCGGCACUCCUCAACAAACUCCUACAAAAGAAGAUUGAUCCCAGAAUUUUUACCAUUCCUUGCUCCAUUGGAGGAUCACCGGUAAGCAACACAUUUUCCGACCUAGGGGCUAGCAUUAAUCUAAUGCACGCCUCUAUGUUCAACCUAUUCAGACUAGAAAAACCGCAUCCUACAAAGAUGAGCAUCCAACUUGCGGAUAGGUCGCUAAAAUACCCUCAAGGUGUCAUAGAUAAUCUUUUGGUCAAGGUCGGAGAAUUUGUUUUCCCGGCCGACUUUGUAAUCCUAGAAAUGGAGGAAGGCACCGAAAUCCCGCUCAUACUAGGAAGACCAUUCCUUGCCACCGCACGAGCUAUGGUGGAUAUGAGUGAUGGAAGAUUAACAAUGAGGGUAUGUGACAAGGAAGUGAAGUUUGAAGUAGGACAAUGUGCGAAGGAGGACCCGGUCAAAUACCUCAAAGCAAUAGACUCACGCCUAGACUACGGUGUCGCAACCCCCGACCCCUACCCCGGGAGCGGGCGGCCGCGAGGACAGUUUAGUGGUAUCGGUGUUUAUUAA